Peromyscus californicus insignis is the source of this 2984-nucleotide messenger RNA. RefSeq names its product single-pass membrane protein with coiled-coil domains 3 (gene Smco3). The coding region runs from base 1494 to 2171 and encodes 225 amino acids. Lineage: Eukaryota; Metazoa; Chordata; Mammalia; Rodentia; Cricetidae. The record is from RefSeq and is a predicted model, not a curated record. The transcript has a single exon.
GUUCAACGUAUGCACAUUAAGAAGCACAUUGUUCUUUCUCUGCCCAGUUUUUCAGUAAAAUAAAUGCAGAAAAGUAUGGGUGUUCCCUCUCUUAACAGAGGGUGCUCUGAGCCACAAACACAAGCACAAGAAGUCCCCUCCCGUUUGGCUAUAUUAGUGUACAGUGUGCUUUGCUAAUGCUUUUGUGAGAAGCCAUUACCUUCUUCCUGACACUCACUCUAGCCUGCCUUAAUAAUGGUUGUGGAGAGUGUGGAGGCUGCUUUCAGCACUCAGGAGGCUGCGGGAGAAUCACUGGGAAUUUAAGGCUGCAUUGGACUACCUAGUGAGUUCAUGUGAGCCUGGGCUACAGAGUGAGACCCUGUUUCAAACCAAACAAAGCAAAUGGCCACAUGCAAUAUAGACUAUACUAAAUCGUUUAAUGUGUAUGCUUUACAAAGAGAGUUCCAGACAUGAUCAUAACUGUCCUGUCCUUGUAUGGGGUCCACCUUCUCAAAUGAUAUUUCAACCUACCAUCUGGAAAAUGUACUCUUAUUCUGAGAAAUGUUUGUCAUUUGAGACAGGAUCUCACUGCGUUGCUCUGGCUAGCUUGGAACUUGCUUUGCAGCCCAGGUUGAUUUUGAACUCACAGAGAUCUGCCUGCCUCUGUGUCCAGAGUGCCAGGGUCAAAGGCAUACCACCAUGCCUGGCUCAUGAAGAAUUUUUAAAGAUUCUAAUAUUGCAUAGGUGUCAGUUUUGGAUAGUCCUUAUGUUUUAAAAACAAUUUGUUCAUAGAGGUAUAAUGAUGCUAAUAUUUUAUUUCCUUUUUUAGAUCUUAAAAUUAUUUAUUGGAGAAAGGUGAGGUGGUUGUGGGUGGGUACACCAUGGUAGGUGUGUAGAGCUCAAAGGACACCUUGCAAGAGCCAGCUGCGUCAAGUGGGUCCCAGGGACCAAACUCAAGUUUUUCAGGUUUGUAAAGCAAGCACUGGUACCAACUCUAAGUCAUCUCACAAGCCCUGGGUGAACAUUUUAAAAUUUCAAAUACAUACACACUAAAUUGAUAUCAUUGUUGCUGUAAACCCAGAGAUCUUUAGACUAUUGAUUUAACUCCAGAUACUUGGGAAAUACACCUGGUAGACACAUACUUAGUGUGGUGGCGAGGAACUGGGGAAAUAAGUAAUCGGAGUCGAGAGCUAACCUCUGAAGGGCUGAGGAUUCAGCUCAGUUUGUAGAAUGGUUGUGUCGAAUUCAUGAAGCUCUGGGUUUGAUCCCCAGCACCAAAUAUACCAGGCAGGGGGUACAGGCCUGUAAUCACAGCUCAUGCGAGGCUGAGGCUGGAGGAUCUGAAAUUAUACCUAGUUUGGGCUACAUGAGAUCCUGUCUCAAACAGAGAAGCAAAUCAAACCUGAGUUCUCAGAGAAAGCCUUUAGCUAUGGCUACUUGGAAGGCCUCCUGAGUAGAGUCAUAAAGGGACUCUGACAAUUUCGUUUGAUUUUUUCAGAGACUGUAGCUGAAAUAUGGCUCAGAGUGACUUCCUCUACCCAGAAAACCCAAGGAGGCGGCAGGAAGUGAACCGCCUUCACCAGCAGCUCCUAGACUGCUUGUCUGACAGCUUCCAGGUCACCAACAAGCUGACCGGGGUUCUGAACACCCACUUGGGCUGUAGGCUGGCCUUCAUUGAGAUGAAAAGAGAUGGAACCAUCAAAGAAAACUGUGACAUCAUUAUCCAAGCUGUGAUACGAAUCCAAAAGGAACUGCAGAAGGUUGACGAGGCACUGAAAGAGAAACUGGAACCAACCCUUUACAGGAAGCUUCAGGACAUCAAGGAACGGGAGACAGAGAAGAUCGCAAUCGUGCAAAGGGUCAUUUCUGUCAUCCUGGGAGAAGCUACAUCUGCAGCCAGUGCAGUGGCCGUUAAACUCGUGGGCUCCAAUGUCACCACUGGCAUCAUUAACAAGCUGGUCACCGUGCUAGCUCACAUCGGGACUUCCCUCCUUGGUAGCAUCGGCGUUGCUGUGCUUGGUCUUGGCAUAGAUAUGAUCGUCCGUGCCAUCUUGGGAGCAGUGGAGAGGACGCAGCUUCAAGCAGCCAUCAAAAGCUACGAGAAGCAUCUGGUGGAGUUCAAGGCAGCUUCGGAAAGGUACCAUCACGCCAUCACUGAGGUCACCAGUGCCGUGAAACGCCAGAUAAGAUGAAGUCAUGGAUCCACCACUGGGAUAGUUCUGUGCUUCCCUCUGCAUCUCGAUGCUUAUUUCUUUAACUAGUUUCCUUUUCCAUAUGCCUCCGAUGUGGACAGCGAUAGAGUAAACAAUUGGGAAUGCUUGGGUUCUGUGACAACAGCGAGUGCCCACAUUGGUUGUACUAGACCCUGAAGUGCUAAGUCUCUAUCUGGGAGUUUUCCCCCCUGCUGUCAGAACCAUGUGGUAUAAAUGCAUCACAGAGCAGCAGGUAUAGACUGCUGUUUCCUUGUUCUCACUCAGUGUCCUCAAACAUCCCAUAUAAUGCAGAGGCAUUCCUAUCGCCGGUUCCAAACAUCCCUUAGGUCUAAUGAGACAUACUCCUCUGGCUGGACACACACUUACACACUUACAGCCUUCAAUUUAACUAGAAAUACUUCCACAUUUUUACCCCUAUAUUAAAUCCAAUUGUCUGUAACCUGGAAAUGACUGCAACCAACAACAUUUUCUCCAAGAAUGAAAGGAGGCAAUGGAUCUGUAAGCUUCUACUAAUUACAAAGUGUGACUGGAUGGAUUUGGGAAAAGAUAAUAAUAAAUCUUGUUUCUAUAAUGCAAUUAAUAUUGACCAACUGUUGUCUAUCACUUAGGCAGUGGGACACUCUAGAACAUUUUCAAAAGCAAACAAGAAAUAAACCCCAGCUAUCCACGCAUAAAAUAUAUUAGGGUGAGGAAGAAGACUCAGUGUCCUUUUGUAUUUGUCAUUUACCACCAGAUUUCAGAAAAAGCCAGAGGCUAUGGAAGCCUACUGAUACAACUUAAUUUCUGUAGAUA